AUGAAAGCGAUAUAUAUCUCAGAAUACGUCGAGUCACCCUCCGACCUGCGGGUCACGAGCAUCCCCGGUCCAACACCGAGGCCCGACGAGGACGACGUCGUCACGGUGACGGUCACGCACAGCGCACUCAGCCACGUCGACCUCCUCUACGCGAGGGGCCUCCACCAGAACAACCACAGCGGGCUGGUGAAGCCGCCGUUCGUGCUCGGUCUGGAGUUCGCGGGGGUCGUCGCCUCGGCGCGACCGACCUCGGCGUUCAAGCCCGGCGACAAGGUCUGGGGCGCGAGCGUGGGAGCGUUCGCCGAGCAGAUUGCCGUCCCUGCAUCGGCCGUCCGCCGGGUGCCGACGGGCUGGACGUUGGCGGACGCCGCGGGCCUGGGGCCAGCGACCGCGCCCGUGAGUUACGGCGCGCUGGUGCGCGUCGCCCGAGUCACGAGGGGCCAGACGGUCCUCGUGCACGCCGCCGCCGGCGGGCUGGGCGUGUACGCGGUGCAGAUCGCGCUCGCCCUGGGUGCAAAGGUCGUGGCCACCGUGGGCAGCGAGGAAAAGGCGGAGGUGGUUCGCAGGGGCUACGGUGGUAGCCUCGGGGCCGCGGGGGCGGGUGCCGUACUCGGCGUCGUGCGGUACGACGUCGACUGGUGGGAGAAGGAGGUCUUGAAGAUCGUCCCUGCCGGCGUCGACGUCGUCUACGACACCGUCGGCCUGGUGGCGAAGAGCAUCCGGUGUCUCAAGUUCGGAGGGUCCGUCGUCGUCGCAGGCUUCGCGGGCCUGAACGGGAAAAUGGAAACACUCUCCAUGAACAGGGUGUUGCUCAAGGGUGCGAGGUUGUUGGGAUAUAGAUACGGAGAAACCGGACGACGGAACCCCAGCGAGACCGAGCAAGUGUGGAAGGGAUUGGACGCGAUGCUUGAAAGCGGGAGGGUCAAACCUGUCAUCUACAGGACGUAUCACGGUCUAGAAAGCGUGCCGAGAGCUCUGGACGAUCUGGCGUCGAGGAAAGUCUGGGGCAAGGCCGUCGUCGAGAUCCAGCCGGCUCCCCCGUCCGUUGGUGCAAAGUUGUAA
Messenger RNA from Exophiala spinifera, 1062 nucleotides. RefSeq lists its product as uncharacterized. The record is from RefSeq and is a predicted model, not a curated record. Bases 1 to 1062 code for a protein of 353 amino acids. The transcript has 2 exons. NCBI's taxonomy places the organism in Eukaryota, Fungi, Ascomycota, Eurotiomycetes, Chaetothyriales, Herpotrichiellaceae. Gene Ontology annotation, molecular function: oxidoreductase activity. Gene Ontology annotation, cellular component: mitochondrion.